Molecule: messenger RNA, 774 nt
Organism: Manihot esculenta (cassava)
Lineage: Eukaryota; Viridiplantae; Streptophyta; Magnoliopsida; Malpighiales; Euphorbiaceae
Product: UDP-glycosyltransferase 88F4
Exons: 2
Coding region: 1-774 (257 amino acids)
Source: RefSeq, a predicted model, not a curated record
AUGCAAAACAAACAGCAACCAAAAAUGCGAGACACUAUUGUCCUGUGCCCAGCUCCAACCAUGGGCCAUGUAGUCUCCAUGGUAGAGCUAGGCAAGCUUAUCCUCCACCGCUAUGGCCACCGCUUCUCCAUCACCAUCUUCCUUAUCACCGCUGAAUUCUUCGAAACCCCAUGCCUUGUUUCAUACAUCAACGCCAUCUCUCAAACCUACCCUUCUAUCUCCUUCCGUCAUUAUCCUCCUGUCUCCUACGACACAACUCUUAAUCGCAGCAAGCCUGCCGUACUCUUUGAGUGCAUACUCCUCAACAAGCCUAAUUUUCUUGAUUCCCUUCAAGAAAUCUCCAAGAAAGAUAAAAUCUCUGUUUUUGUUAUUGAUCUCUUCUGCACCUCUGCUCUUUCUCUAGGUAAAGAUCUAAAAAUCGCCACUUACUAUUUUUUCACUUCUGGUGCUAGUUGUCUUUCUGCCUUCUUAUAUUUCCCUAAAAUCCAUGAACAAUACGACGAGAACUUCAAAGAUCUUGCAAACACUGUCCUUUAUUUCCCUAACUUGCCACCUCUUAAAGCUAUUCACAUGCCGGAACCGAUGCUAUCAAGAGAUGAUCCUUUCUAUUAUGACUUGCUAUACUUCUGUUCGAAUCUCCCAAAAGCAGAUGGAAUUAUUAAAAAGCCAGAACCUUCUUAUAAAUCCCUACACUCUAAAUCAAACACUUUGCUCUCUGUGUUAGCCGCAUCAUCUGAAGAACUGAUGAGAAUGUUGCAAAAGGUAAUGUUGUAA